GUUCUGUGUCAUCGUAUUAAAUAUUGUUUAUUGCUUCCGUUUUUCCUGACAUCCUGUAUAUAUACAGAGACUAUCUGAAUUGAAAAUCAGUCAUCAUUGAGGCUUUGGCAUUUAUAUUAAUCAACUAUAGUCAUAAGAGCUAUAAACUAAAAUCGAAAAUGUUAUACCUGGUGCUAGCGUCUUUUGUUUUCACGGGAGCACUCUGCUACGACGCAAAAUAUGACGAGCUGGAUGUUGACAAGAUACUGGCGGACGACGCAGUAUUUAUGUCUUACCUAAAUUGCUUUUUGGACAAAGGCCCGUGUACGGAACAACAUGCUGAAGAUUUCAAAAAUAUCCUCCCAGAGGUUGUAAAGGAAGCUUGUGGUAAAUGUAGUGUUGAUCAAAAACCUAAGAUGAGGAAGAUUGUUAAUACAUUAUUCGCGAAAAAACCUGAUCUGGCUGUUGAGUUCCAGAAAAAGUAUGAUCCCAAUCACGAAUAUGAGGCAGAAUUCACUGCAUUUUUACUGGCCGCUAAUUAGCAAUGUUGCAACCUUGUACUUGGGAAUAUUAAUAUGCCCAGGCGUUAUAAUAUUAUUUAGUAGUUUAUACGAAUAUAUCCAGAUAUUAUAUUUAAGUGGAGCAUUUUAAAUUAUUAAAAAAUAUGAAAAGCA
Messenger RNA from Leptidea sinapis, 653 nucleotides. RefSeq names its product ejaculatory bulb-specific protein 3-like. The record is from RefSeq and is a predicted model, not a curated record. The transcript has 4 exons. Lineage: Eukaryota; Metazoa; Arthropoda; Insecta; Lepidoptera; Pieridae. Bases 159 to 521 code for a protein of 120 amino acids.